GCCCAAACUAAAGAUAUGGGCCUACAUUGCUGAGUGCAAGUAUUCUUUAGGCCCUUUGUUCUAUAAAUACUCCUCUUACUACUUACUCUCUUAAACCCUAAAUUACAAUCCCUAAAAACCCUAGCGCUUCUCAAGUUCUACCUCGACACCGAAAAUGCCAGGAGAAGAAGUGAACCCAAAGGCCUAUCCUUUAGCCGAUUCCCAACUCAGCAUUACCAUAUUGGACCUUGUUCAACAAGCUGCUAACUACAAGCAGCUCAAGAAGGGCGCCAAUGAGGCGACUAAGACUCUGAAUAGGGGUAUAUCCGAGUUUGUGGUAAUGGCGGCGGACACUGAGCCUCUGGAGAUUCUGUUGCAUCUUCCUCUCUUGGCUGAAGAUAAGAAUGUCCCGUAUGUCUUCGUUCCAUCAAAACAAGCACUUGGCCGAGCUUGUGGUGUCACGAGACCGGUCAUUGCAUGCUCUGUGACAACCAACGAAGGAAGCCAAUUGAAAUCCCAAAUACAACAACUCAAGGAUGCUAUUGAGAAGCUCCUGAUCUAAAUGAUGAUGGAUGCUAUAUUUCGGUGUGAUGGGCCUCUUCGGUCAUAAUAGUCGCAACUCUAGAGGCUUUGACUGAUGAACUUGUGCUAUUAUUAGAAAGGAUAUUUUUCUUUGUUGAAUUAUGAGAAUUUUUAUUUGUGUGCAUUACGAGAAAGAAUGCUCAACAACAAAAUAUAUUUGCGUGAGUUAUGAUUAAUGAUGUUAUAAAGCCCCUAAAAGUUAAUGUUUCUUGAUUAAUGUGAUCUGUUUUAUCAGUUGUUUUUUUUAACCA
Molecule: messenger RNA, 812 nt
Organism: Cannabis sativa
Lineage: Eukaryota; Viridiplantae; Streptophyta; Magnoliopsida; Rosales; Cannabaceae
Exons: 5
Coding region: 155-541 (128 amino acids)
Biological process (GO): ribosome biogenesis; maturation of SSU-rRNA; mRNA splicing, via spliceosome
Cellular component (GO): precatalytic spliceosome; nucleolus; U4/U6 x U5 tri-snRNP complex
Molecular function (GO): RNA binding
Source: RefSeq, a predicted model, not a curated record